UCAUCGGGCGGAGGCGGGAGCGGAGGCUGCGUCCGAGACGCUGGGCUGAGCCAGAGUCUGGGGAAGGCAGAGCGGAGCAAAACAAAGUAGGAUGAGUGGGAAAGAGCCGCUCUUGGGCGCUCUGAAAGUGUGCAUUCUCAACUUUCAGGAAAGCAAUAGUCCUUACACAGAUACCUGUCCUCAUUUACAAUCCUUUUGUGAGAUCCUGGAAAUGAUUCUUCGGAAAGGAUUAAAACAGCCAGUCCUGGGAUUCAAGAGGAAGGACUAUUGGCACUGGCUAGAGCAGCUUCCACAGCAGGAGACCCACCACAGUAGAACCCUUCUAUCCAUGAUGAUUGAGAAAACGAAUUCUUGUGAGAAGGUGCUGACAGCUCAAGGAAGAGGACGGUACUUCCUGCGUCUGGCUUUGAAUGGGAAGUUAUUAGCAGUUGCUGUUCAGCAGCUCAUCAAAACUCCCAGGCUGCUUGAGUGUUAUGAUCCAAUAACAUCCAUCCUGAGCAAUGAAGAAUUUUCAGAGCCUUUCUUCUCCAUGAUGUUGGUGGUUACAGAAAUGAAUUUCUCCUUAGAUUUGCAGAAUUCCAGUUUCUUGGAUGAAAGCUGGCAACUUCCGGUGUGCCAGACUUAUGAAACUGUCCCCUGCCGAGAAUUGGGAAUGGUGCUGAGGUAUUUAAAUGGACGGAUUUUCAUAAUAGAAGUGCUUCCAAAGAGCCAGGCAGAAGUGGAUGAGGUAGUACUAGUUGGAGAUGUCAUUGAUGAGAUAAAUGGAUCUUCACUAAGGAAUGCAUGCAAUGGACAGGCUGGUUCAGUACUGCAGAAGCUGAAAGGCAAGCCACUAAGCUUUCGCCUAAUCCGGUGGAAAUGGCACGAUGGAGGAAUGUACAAGCCAUUGUUGCCCUAUCUAAAAGUUCUCAGAGAAAAAAUCCCCAGCUUCCAACUCCAGCAUGAGCACAAACCUAAAGAAGAGAAUGAGGAGCGAAGUUUGCAAGGAGGCAGACUCCUGUACAAUUUGCGGUACUUAGGCCAGGCCAAUGUAGGGAAGUAUGGAGGCAAAGAGAUACUAGACGUAGGCAUACCCAUGGUGUUAGAUAAGCAUUUACCACAGCAGGAAAUCUUAUUUGAUGUCAAAGAAACUGAAGUAAUUAUUCAACACAAAACAACUUCAAAGGUUCUUUUCCGUUAUUCUUAUACAGACAUUUCCUGCGUGGGACGCCGUCUGGAUAGCAAUAAUUUCUUUGCUUUUUGUAGCUUAGCUUCACCCGACUCUCCAGAAGAUAGCACUUUUGAUUGCCUAGUUUUUGAAUCAAAUUCUGAAGAGGAAAGUGAGGAAAUCAUCAAACGGAUUGCUGCUGGAUUUAAACAUACAGAGUGGUUUGUCUGACAGAUGUGAUGCUCUGCCGCUGGGCUUCUAUCUACUUUUGGAGCCUCAAUGGCCUGCUAAAGUUUAAUAUCAAUCAGUGAUAUCUUGAUGGGUCAACUCUUGGAUUAUGGAGUCGCUUGGCACAGAUUAAAAUUCUGUCCAGAUGUAAUUGUUCUAGAUAAAUGGAAAUGCUUUUUUCAAAUGUUUACAUUGUCAAUUUUCAAAAUGGAA
Protobothrops mucrosquamatus (brown spotted pit viper) is the source of this 1588-nucleotide messenger RNA. RefSeq lists its product as uncharacterized. The transcript has 16 exons. The record is from RefSeq and is a predicted model, not a curated record. Bases 92 to 1378 code for a protein of 428 amino acids. NCBI's taxonomy places the organism in Eukaryota, Metazoa, Chordata, Lepidosauria, Squamata, Viperidae. Gene Ontology annotation, molecular function: protein binding.